UUGCACGUCGUAUCGAUGGCUUUGGGAAAGAACUUGCUUCCUUUCUUAAGUGCCCCCUUCGCUUCCCAGAAGUGAUUUUUCGACCUUUGUCUGCUGUUGAAUACUGGGAAAGGGGGAGGUGAAUGGUCCCAUGCAGCGAGGGUCUCCGCUGGACCCGGUGCUGCCGUCUGACUGUACACAGGGCGUGAUUUAAAGGGCCUGUCAGCUGUGACCUCAGCGCCCGGCCCGCACCGCACAGUGGCGGGUCCGUGCCGAGAAAGGCCGUCUUUGUGCUGUGAUUCGACGCACAAGCAUGGAAGAGCGCCUCUAGUAUUCCUGCAGACGCGGACGGGCGAUAGGGACACGUCGUGCCUUUUCAUAACAGUGAGCCACUUACAGGGCGUCCCGUUCCUUGGUUGGCUGUACUUGGAGUUUCUCCAGGGCCCUCCUGCUCCUUGGGUUUCUUUACCUCACCCAGCGGCACUGGUGAUGAAAAUGGGGACGAAUGAAUCACUGAAUGAAUGAAUUUCACAUUCAUAUAGCACUUUUUUUCCAAGUCACCCAAAGCGCUUUCCCGAACUAAUGGGGAACCACUUCAGCCACCACCACUGCACCACUGCAGUACUGCGCUUACAGCCGUCCUUGUCUCAAAUGUGUACAGUUGAGCAUUUGGUGCCAUUGUUUAGAGGUAAUGGACAGCAAGUGACAUGGGCACCGAGACGUUCACACCAUCCGGCGACCAGCAGCUCUGAGGUUUGCUGAGCUCGUCAGUACAUCUGGCUGAGUGCUGCAAGGAUAGCUGACUGGACUGGACCCGGCCACAGAGGAGCCCUAAAGAACGGUCUGACAGGGCAAUAACCCUAGGGCAAUUUGUCUAAGCAGCCUCCAUAGUCAAACCAGAAAGAACAGUCCACAGAGAAUCCAGUAAUGGAAUUUAGGAAACGGAUGCCGGUGGCCAAUGCAUGACACAAAAGGAGUGUGACCCCCUGGUGUCGGACCCGACAGAUAGAUUUGGAUAGUGGACACCCUGGGAGUCAUGAAUCUGGGACCAGUCGAGACAGACAAAUGGGAAGUGUCCGCGGAAUGCGGCAGGGUGAAGAGGCCUGACACAGAUGAAGACAGGGUCCCCUGCUAUGCCUGCAACAUCUGCAGCAAGAGUUUCCCAUUGCAGAGCUCGCUGUCACAGCACAUGCGAAAGCACAUGGGGGAGAAGCCAUAUAAGUGCCCUUACUGUGAGCACAGGGCCUCCCAGAAGGGCAACCUCAAGGCCCACAUCCGGGGCCACAAGCUGGGUACACUGAGCCAUAGGCACGAAGAGCCUGACGCCGAGCUAGAGGAGGCCGGCGUCUCCGAGGGCCUAGGUGGCUGCACGAGCCCCACUGACAGCACGUCGGCCUGCAAUGGUGUGGCUGGCGUGCCAGAAGGAGGCCGAAAGACCCCAGCGAAGGGCUCUAGAAGAGAAGGCCCAGCUGGGCAAGAGGAGGCCAGGGGGUUGGCGCUGCAGUGCCCAUUGUGCCGGCGCAGACUGAGUGGCCGGGCUGAACUGGAAGAGCAUGUCCGGCUCCACAAGCCCUAUCGCUGCCGGCUGUGUGGCUUCAUGGCCGCCCGUGAGGACCAGUUGCUUUGCCACAUUGAGAAGGUGCACAUCACCGUUGAGGCAUCCCCACCAGAGGCCCCGUGUGCUGAGGCCCACUUUCCCUGUAUGCUGUGUGACCAGGUCUUCAGCCAAGCAUGGGUUCUCAAGGCACACAUGAAAAAGCACCCGGCCGCCCUGGAGCACAGGUGUCACAUAUGUGGGCGGCACUUCCGUGAGGCCUGGUUCCUGAAGAACCACAUGAAGACCCAUGGCGGCAGGUCCGGUGGCCGGGGCAAGCCCAGGGGGGACUCUGAGCCUACGGCCACCAUCAAUGACGUUGCACAGGAUGAGGCUGGCUUGUUUAACAGACUGUGCCUUUUUGAGCUCUGCUCCAAAUGUGGGAACCUUUUCCAUGACCAAGAGAGCCUGCGGGUGCAUAAGAAGGUCCAUGGUCCUAGCCACAGGGUGAACGGCAGGAGGCCAAAUGGGCGGCGGAAACAGACCGAUGAUGCCGACUCGACGUCCACUAAAAAGAGCUUCAUGGAGUGCCUGAAUUUGAGGCCAGCCACGGCUCGAGAGAAUCCCCUGGAGGGCAGGGUGGGUAAACGCAUUCCGGAGCUGGACCCCAUAUGCAGCUACCAAGCCUGGCUGCUGGCCACCAAGGGCCGAGUGGCUGAGACUUUGGAGAACGGCAAAUGCCUCAGCUCUGAUGAGGUGCUGGUGGAUGCCGACGUGGCUUACGACCGAGACAAGGGCGAGUAUGUCCUGGUAGGGCAGGAAAGAUACAGGCGUGAGCCGGACACCCAUGGAGCCUCAAGCCAUCGGAAGAGGCGAGCCAGCGGGAGCCACACCCGGCAGCAGGCCCGCAGUGGCAGUGGAGGAAGCAACCACCGGCAGAGCCCCCGUACCUGUGGGCAGCCAAGCCCCAGCAGCUUGGAAGACCUCAGUCCAGAGGGUGCGAGUGACUCUGAGUACCGACCACCAUCCCGCCAGAGCAGGCGCUCCUCACAGAGCAGGAGCGCUGAAUGCUUUGAAUGCGGACGUGUGUUUCGCACUCACCACCAGAUGGUGCUGCACUCCCGUAUCCACCGCAAGGGCGGCCGUGGCAGCUCUGACAGCAGGAGCCUGCUGUCCCAGGGAGAGCGCUCCCCCAGCGAGGCCGAGUCAGGUUCCAUGAGCCGACCCAGCACCCCCGGCUACGAAGACUCACCCCUGUCCUCUGCAAGAGGAGAAGAUGUAACCGGGGAAAGAGAUAAGAAGCCUUACAUUUGCAGCCACUGUAGCUUUGGGACCUCUGACCUCUCGACCUGGGCGUCACACACAAAACAUUAUCACCAGGAGACACGCGAGACCUUCACUGUGACAGGGACGUCCCCACAGGGGCACAGUGCAGCGGGUGGACUGGGUGGCGGCUGCCCCAAACUGAGGAAGGCCUUGCUCCAAGUGAGCCUCGUGUCCCAUGCCCCCACCUCUCCCCCCAGAGGGUGCUCUCCUGGAAGCCCGGCUGAUCCCCAGAAUAGGGCUACUGACCCCCUUGACCUGACAGCUAAGUCAGAGCUGUCUGUGGCUAAUACCCAGAAUGCUCUGCUCAGUUACCCGUGCGUCAGCUGCCCAUUUGUCACCCGCUACCCGGAGGUCCAGCGAAUCCAUCAGCGGGUCUACCACAAAGUCCGAACUGGCAACCCGGGCCCCCGGAGGCCCAUGAAACGGCGUACGGGACCUCCCCCCGCCCUGGGAGGCGAGGAGUGCCUCCCCCUGCCUCUCGGCUGCGUCUCACGCACACGCCCCCCAACCCCCAUUGCUCCAAAGACAGGGGUGGGAUCAGACUCUGGUGGCAACCAGCCUGGUGCCCAGAGGAGGAAGGACUGUGCUCCAGGGUUGAGCCCAGCUAAGAAGCCCAAAACCUGGAGGUCUGGAGCUGACGAGGCGAUGUCGGCCAGGCCCAGACCGGAGAUGUAUCCCAGACUGGUCUCAUCGGGGGGCUCUCCUCGAGAGCCUGGCAGCCGGCUGGAGCAGCCCACGCCUCCUCAGGAGGACCGACGUGUACUGGAGUGUGCCGGUGAGGAGACCGCUUCGCCAGAAAGGAUCCACGGGCGAGCCGAAAGCCGGGCCCUCAGACUCGGGGGCGAGUCGCGCGAUGGGUCGGCACUGGGCUCCUCCCGAAUCAGUAGCUCCACUGCGCUCGAUCUGCCACACCAUGCAGUGAAGAAAGAGCUGACCACAGAGGAUUCACCCCCACCUGCAGACAUCCUGAAUUUCUUUAAGAGCUACAGGUCCCAAGAUCUGGCCACGGUCUACCAGCGAUGGGGUUCCACCAGUCCUGUGCUGAGUCAGGCGGGGACAGCGAGGUCAGCGCUGCGCCAAGGAGACUACCUCUGCGGGGAGUGUGGGCGGACCUUCAGUCAGCCCAGCCACCUCCGCACCCACGUCAGGUCCCACACAGGCGAACGUCCCUUCCAAUGCCAGCUCUGCCCGUACAGCUCCUCCCAGAAAGGCAACCUGAAGACCCACGUCCAGUCCGUGCACCGCAUGGCCUUCAUCAACGCUCACUACCCCGACGUCAGGUCCCAACAUGGCACCACCGAUGACCCCUGUCAGCCUGAGGAGGCCAGCGGUGUCUCUGCCCAGCCCGGAGACCAGCCGGCCCCCGGCACCACUGUACUCGACUGACCCCCGCCCGCCCUCGGGACCUGCUCAAGGGCGGACCGAGAGGAGGCAGUGAGGUGGUGGUUUGGUGUCAGUGGCCGUAUGUGAAAACACGCCCAAGGAAUGAGACGAACAAGUUCCCAGUUCAGUCUGUUUUGAAUACUGAACACCUCAAAAAAUUUUAGAAGAAUUUCAGCCAUUCAGAGGACAUACAGAGUAAAAAAAAAAAAAAAAGAUUAACUGCUUGCUUAUGUAUUUACUUAUUCUUUUCUUUUUUCACCUCAGAACAUGCUAGGAGAUUAAAAUGGAGGACUGUGGUGUGUCUCCUGCUGUUUUCUUAUUUCAGAGCAAACCAAACUUAGAAGCCAUGUGACUGGUCGAGAUAUGAAGCAGAGAAACACUUCUCUUCUCUCUUUUUUUUUUUUUUUUUAAAAGAUUUGCCUCUUGAUUAUUUGAAACCACUCUGUCUAAGUGGAUUUCCGAAUGCGGAAACGCUGUGACCAGCGUCCCGCUGGGGGGACAGGCAAUCUGAUUUCUGACAGAAACGUUUUGGGGAGUCUCAAAGGAAGAGUUUAGUUUUUACUCAGGAUCUGGACAGGGCCAAAUUCUGGGGUCUGCCAGCAGGGCACCCACAGACCUCCUGCAGCGGGGAGGGGGCUGAUCGGGGCUCCCCGGCUUGCCUUUGGGGCGUUUUAGACGUUAAUGCUUCAUGCGACGUCUGAACGAGUGCAUCGUCCUCUGCGUCGCCACAUUCACUGUCUAAUGCCGGCGCACGUCUCUCUUUCCGUUAAAGUUUUUUAUUGUUUGUUUCCCAGGCACCCCCCUCCCCCGUUCCCCCCCACCAUACCACGUACAGUUCAAUGAAGUGACUACUUUCAUAAAAAUUAUUAAAAGUAGCUUUAGCUGAACAGCAGCUGCCUUCCCACCACACACAGGACCGGAAGCCAUCGUCUACAUAGAGCGAAACGGGCUGUUCAAAGCACUAAAUGAGUCCCAGCAAGUUUCUGAGCUACUGCCCUCCACACAAAGCACGCUACCUGCUGUCAUCAGUGAUUUUUAAAGUGACGUCUCUUUUGAUACGACGUCACGUUUUAUAUAAACGAAACCUAAAAACAUCAAGUCUCUGUAUGUAUGUAUGUAUAGCGGUCACAUGAUAUCCGUCUGUGAGUAUUUCUGACUGAAAUGUACUGUACUGUACAUGUACUGUAACGUGCUCUGCUUGAGACGGGCUCAUGUGACCCUCCCGUGGUCACAGUAGGUGUUCCAGCCGUUCACUUAUCGUCCAAAUGGCCGAUGAGCCGACCCUCAGCCACACCCCUUGUGGUGGCAGUGAGGCGGGGCCACGUAGCGCAGAGGGCUGCCUCUCCGACGUUAAACCCUUUACAGCGUCAGAUACCAAAUGAAGUUGCUGGCAGGCCGUGCUGUGCUCGGCCUCUUCCCUCACUCAUUAUGCAUCGUCUGUAGGGCCCAUUAUUAAUUAUAUGCUGUACUGGAAGGGUUCAGGCGCUUAAGAGCACUGCGGUCUCAUCGUCACCCAUCAUCUUUCUUUCCUCCAUCUUCUCUGAUGGCCUUUAGGUCUCGAAUCUUCUGCUUGCAUCUCAUAGAGGCGCUUGUAAAGUUUGAGCCGAAGGCAGUUGAUGUUCAGACUUUUAUAACAGAGAAGGGUGAUUUUCAAAUGGUCGAGCUAUUAAUGGAAUCCCUUAACCUUGAUCACAGACCGGAGGAGUUUGUAAGGCACGAAACCAAGCCGUUACUUCCAUGUAAUCCAUCAGAAGGAUCCACUGGAUUAUUAGAAUCAUUCAGACGUUCCCUUUUUCCCCUCUAAAAAUAAGUACAGAAUCCAACUUUUUAAGAAAAAUGAUUAUAACGAGGACUAUUUUGAAAUAAUUAGAUGUUUUUAACCUUGCAUCAGUUGUAGUCAUACAGGUAUUUUCCGUAGAAUAAAUGAUUUGGUAAUAUUAAUGAAUAAAUCUGUUGCUGGAAUAUAGCGAGCAGGACCGUAGAAGCCCUGCAUUAGCUGCAGAGUUAGCUGCAGAGUUCUCCACUGAGACAGAGAUUGGGCUACAGCCAACCAGCAUGUUAUUAGGUAACAACUAAAACAAAACUUUGGGAAUCUGGUUUUUAUUCCCAGGUAAAAAUCACUUUAAUUAUUAAACUAAAUGAAACCAUUUCUAAUAAAAACAAUGGCUGGUAGCAUUAAAUAUAACGACAAUUACACUGAUACUGAAAUGAGUGUACGCUCAAUUUCAAUAUGUUUUUUUGCAUUUACAGGCAUUUUUAAAUAGCUUUUCCUACCUACAUUCAAAACCUUUGCACAGUUUAAUUGGUUGGUAUUUGGUAAGCAGGCGACUUACCUACAUAAGAAGAACGUAACUACUGUGGAUGUUAACUAUAUUUUAGAUGCAGUAUAGAUAUUUACAGUGGAGGGUGAGACAGGAUAACAUUCAGUGCAUUCAGUGUUUUUGCAAAGGAAUGCCAUUUUUUUGUGGAAGCCAUUUCGAAGUGCGUUCUCCUGUUAGGGUGCCCACUACAGCGUGUGUAUUAAAAAAAACCCAGGUUGACCCAAUGUAGUGAACUGUGAUUAUUAUACAGUAAGUUACCAUGCAUCACCAUGGAGAUAGAAUCUGUAAUAUGACAGAUACGUACAGCAGGAAUCUCCGGCAAAACAGUGAUGUUUCUUUUAAAAAAUGAGUACCUACUCAACUUUUAGUCUAAUCGAUAUAUAUAUAUAUAUAUAUAUAUUUUUUUUAUCAAUAGAAGGUUUUCAAGCCUUGCAUGUAACUUUGAGACCGAGUUCUAAACUAAUAUGAACUGCAGUCUGCCCUCCUGCUUAGCUCUACGCAUCAGUGUGACACAUUGAGCUGUUUAUUUCCUGUGCAUCUCAGUCCUCAUUGGGGAAAUGGCGACAUCCCAUGAUGCAUCUUGUCUGACGUCAUAGAUGGUAUGCCAAGGCUCAUCUCUCCCUCAACUAAUAAAACUCAUUAUUCUUAUGUUAGAAAUCUACAUUACCUUAACAUCACACUGUUAAUGCUCAAUUUAAAGAUUCUGGGUGCUCUUUGUCAUUUGUUAUUUAUGGUUUUAUUGUUUUAUUCGUCAGGUUUACUAACCAGCUGUGGCUGGUUUCACAAAGCAGGAUUUCUUGCUCAGCCGGAUAACUUCUUGAAUUUAAGGUAGUCUGAGCUAGAUGCACUUUAUCUUUGUACACUUACAUUUAGCCCAGACUACCUUAAAUCUAACAAGCUAUCCGACUAAGCAAGAAACCCUGCUUUGUGAAACAGGCCCCAGUGUUAUUUACUGAAUUCAGUUUAUGUACCUUGCUGAAGGGUUGUAUAACAGGGUCCUUGUCUUGGGGUCAAAUGUGGUUUAUGACCUGAAACUGAAGGAAAAGACCGACCCCCUCCCCAUACAUCCCGCUUCAGCCCUUCGGAAGAUAAGGACAUCCCGUGUGUGAUUAAUAUGUUCUUUGAGACUUUUUCAUUGCAAUUUUAGUUUCUUCGUAGAAAACUGUAUUUAAUGUGUUUGUGUUUGGCUGUUAAUAUAUAUUUUCAGCUACAAUGGAUCAGAAACUAAAUCACAUGUAUAUUUUUGUUUAACGUGAGUUAACCCUAGCAUAUGGACUGCUACUAAUUACCAAGAUUCUACCUCCUCUCCACGUGAACCAGCUUUCACUUCUCAGCUUCUCUUUUAUGUUUUUUUUUUUUUUUUUUUUGUACGUUCAGGUGGUGAAGCUCCCACAUUAAAGAUGUGAAUGACA
Molecule: messenger RNA, 7955 nt
Organism: Brienomyrus brachyistius
Lineage: Eukaryota; Metazoa; Chordata; Actinopteri; Osteoglossiformes; Mormyridae
Gene: znf516
Product: zinc finger protein 516
Exons: 5
Coding region: 1016-4225 (1069 amino acids)
Biological process (GO): regulation of DNA-templated transcription
Cellular component (GO): nucleus
Molecular function (GO): DNA-binding transcription factor activity, RNA polymerase II-specific; RNA polymerase II cis-regulatory region sequence-specific DNA binding
Source: RefSeq, a predicted model, not a curated record